Messenger RNA from Kockovaella imperatae, 949 nucleotides. Its product is annotated as mitochondria fission 1 protein. The transcript is spliced from 6 exons. Gene Ontology annotation, biological process: autophagy of mitochondrion; peroxisome fission; mitochondrial fission. Lineage: Eukaryota; Fungi; Basidiomycota; Tremellomycetes; Tremellales; Cuniculitremaceae. The coding region runs from base 257 to 721 and encodes 154 amino acids. The record is from RefSeq and is a predicted model, not a curated record. Gene Ontology annotation, molecular function: protein binding. Gene Ontology annotation, cellular component: peroxisomal membrane; mitochondrial outer membrane.
CUGGAAUCUUCGAUGCGUCAUCGCCACGGCAAAAUGUAAUUAUAUAACAUUUCGCGAAAUACCUCUGGGUCGAGCGCAGUUUGCUUUCUUGACUUGCUACAUUACAACUAUACAAAGCCAACUUGGACGGAAGAGCAAGUCCUGAUAUCUAGCGAACAAGCUACUAGAUACAUCCCAAGCAGAUCUUAUCACGCUCUAGAGUCGUCGGAAAGACAGACUACUUCAGACCAACUCAUCCCCAAGCUCUCCGCCACCCAUGCCGACUGAAUUACCUUACGCUGCAGAGGCAGAGUCGUCUUUGUCCUUUGAGGAACUGGAUGUCCUCAAACGACAGUAUUACAAGGAAAUCGAAGACGGACACGUUACGACCCAAUCCAAAUUCAACUAUGGCUGGGGCUUGAUCAAGACGCAGAACAAUGAGAUGCAGACGGAGGGUAUCAAAUUGUUACAGGAGAUAUACUCUGCCUCUCCACCUCAUCGUCGAGAAUGUAGUUAUUACAUCGCUGUAGGGUACUACAAGUUAAAGAACUACGCCAACGCGAAGAAGUUCAACGACCUCCUACUGCAACAUGAACCGGGCAACAUGCAAGCUCAAUCAUUGAGAGUAUUGAUAGAACGAGGCGUCACACGCGAUGGAUACAUUGGACUUGGUAUAGUAGCGGGUGCAGCUGCUGUAGCUGGAGUUGUCCUUGCCAGUGUGAUCAAACGAACCAAAAAGUGAUGAUUGUUUACGCCAAAUCGUGUGCCUCUCAUGGAUGGUCGAUCGAAAGCUUUUGCUACUCGAUGUAUCUUCUUGUAUCUGAUCCCUUGAACCACAUGUAUAUCCGCUCUCUCUCUCUCUCUGUCUGUGACCCUCACAGGGAUACUCCAUCGAUAUAGGGCUGUCACUACUCACUACUCAUCCCCCGCCUACCAUCCCAUCCGCCAGCUGACGGAACCAAAUUUUCCC